Messenger RNA from Rhagoletis pomonella (apple maggot), 1668 nucleotides. RefSeq lists its product as uncharacterized. The record is from RefSeq and is a predicted model, not a curated record. The coding region runs from base 1052 to 1516 and encodes 154 amino acids. Lineage: Eukaryota; Metazoa; Arthropoda; Insecta; Diptera; Tephritidae. The transcript is spliced from 2 exons.
AGACAUGGAUGAUGAUGAAUAAUUAGCUAACCUUUAUCUUAUAAAUAUAUUUGAAAUGUAAUAGAAUUACUUAUAAUGAAUUUACAUGAAGAAUUAGUCACCCUUUACUUUAUAUACAUAUUUGAAAUGUAAUAGAAUUACUUAAUUCGAAACUGAACAUACUCACUAUCCUUAUAUAUAUAUAUAUAUGUUUAAAACUGUACUAGAAUUCAAAUAUGUACUUUUUCCGAAUGUGAGCUCUCGGCACCCGUACACCGGCAACGGAGCACUCGCAAUCGAAUCGUCGACUAGACCAGUUUAUUAAAUUCAAUUUAACCUACAGUCCACUAUAUUUUCCCAUUUUUGAAUAAACUCGGAAUAAUUUGUAUUACCUUAAAUUUUGCUUUACUUAUUCAAUUAAAUAUACUCAAACACACCCUUUUACGUUGCUAAAGAGCAACAUAUGGUCCUUACGCGCCAUCAAAAAGAAUUGGCAGCACUUAACGCGCAAAGCACUCUAAACAAAGCUGGAGUAUCGCCAUACAUUUUUUUCUACCCGAAAAAAACGAAAAAGUUUAUUCGAUUGCGAGCGGCGCGCGGUGCGUUAAAAAAAAUUAAAUCAAAUUAAAUAAAUCAUUCCACAACAAUAAACAGUGAAAGGUGAAAUAAAAAAACCGAAAACUGAAAACAUUUAAUAAACAUUAAUUGCAAAAUCAAAAAUUGAACAUUGAAAAACACAUAAACAGAGAAAACAGUGAAACAAGUAGUGGCGAACAAAAACAAAGUGCUAAGAAGAACAUAAAUUCGCAAACAAAAAGAAAAAAAUUGUUAUAGUGGUGCAAAAUAACAGCAACCAUCUUCCACCGCAUCAGCUACCAUCGUCCAGCGCAGCAGCCAGCCACCGAAGCACCUGUUGAGACAGCUGUAGCGGAGCACCACCAGCAACCGAAACAACAACAACAACAGGCAGACGGAAACUUGGGCGCAGUAGCGACGGAAGGUACCGCAUAGCAGCAGGCCAGUCACCGGUACAGUAGACCACCACACGAAAAAAAAGAGUUUGUACAUAGGAAUGCCAAAGACAAGUGAAGCAUCCAUGGAGCUCAGCAAAUGUCGCCUUUGUUGCCGCCCCCAUUCAUUGCGCUACUGUAAAGCUUUUCUCGCCAUGACGCCGGCUGAAAGGCAUGAGUCAGCCCGAGUACAUAAAUAUUGUGUAAACUGCCUGGCUACCUCCCAUGUCACCGGUGCCUGUGACUCUCCAGCCAGCUGUCAUCAGUGUGGUAGGGCGCACCACACGCUGCUACAUCGAACGCUGGCGAAGUCGUCAACGAUCCGACGUAGGGAGAGGACUCGCUAUGCUAGCCGUCGGACAAUCCGGCGUACUCGAGGUCUGCAAAGUCCCACCGCUGCCCGGAGUCGUAAAAUGCGUGAGCUGCUCAAGAAAGCGCAAGACAUCAUCAACCAGCUGAAGGAGCUAGUAUCCGCUUCUACGCGGCCGGCCGGGCGUGAUGUCGAAGACAUGGAUGAUGAUGAAUAAUUAGCUAACCUUUAUCUUAUAAAUAUAUUUGAAAUGUAAUAGAAUUACUUAUAAUGAAUUUACAUGAAGAAUUAGUCACCCUUUACUUUAUAUACAUAUUUGAAAUGUAAUAGAAUUACUUAAUUCGAAACUGAACAUACUCACUAUCCUUA